Messenger RNA from Haplochromis burtoni (Burton's mouthbrooder), 474 nucleotides. Its product is annotated as CXADR-like membrane protein. Gene Ontology annotation, cellular component: external side of plasma membrane. Bases 61 to 459 code for a protein of 132 amino acids. The record is from RefSeq and is a predicted model, not a curated record. The transcript is spliced from 2 exons. Gene Ontology annotation, biological process: negative regulation of T cell proliferation; positive regulation of T cell proliferation; cell surface receptor signaling pathway. Lineage: Eukaryota; Metazoa; Chordata; Actinopteri; Cichliformes; Cichlidae.
GACCAGCGGUGCGCAGCCUAACGUCUCUCUCUCUCUGACUCUGAAGGGUGGAGUUAAGAAAUGUCUGCUGUCAGUGUCUCGCUCGGCUCAACUUUGCUGUUUUUCAGCGUCUUCGUGUUCGUCUCUGCAGUCCAGAUAAACAUCACAGCCGAGUCUGGACAGGACGUCACGCUUCCAUGUCGAGUUACAAAUAACAUCACAGCUGUAGAGUGGAGCAGAGCUGGCCUGGGACAGAAAAAUGUCUUUUUGUACCAGGAUGGGCGUUUUGUUCCAAACAACCAGCAUCCAUCAUAUAAGAACCGAGUGGCUCUCAGAGGGAUGAAGGAUGGAGACGCGUCUUUGAUUGUGAAGAAAGUGACCACUGCUGACUCUGGAACAUACAAGUGUCGUGUUAAAAUAGCAGAAACAGGCUCAUGGAAAUACGUCACCAUCAAUCUGAAUGUUUCUCCAGGUGAGUGAGUAACUCUGAUUUUU